Molecule: messenger RNA, 1844 nt
Organism: Esox lucius (northern pike)
Lineage: Eukaryota; Metazoa; Chordata; Actinopteri; Esociformes; Esocidae
Gene: ak4
Product: adenylate kinase 4
Exons: 6
Coding region: 330-1013 (227 amino acids)
Biological process (GO): nucleobase-containing compound metabolic process
Cellular component (GO): cytoplasm; mitochondrion
Molecular function (GO): ATP binding; AMP kinase activity; nucleoside diphosphate kinase activity
Source: RefSeq, a predicted model, not a curated record
AGGUGCUAAGAAAAAGGGCGUCAUGGCAGCACCUCGAUUCAUUCGCAGAGAAAAUGCUUUUCUUCUAGACGUAGGCAAUUUCCUUUGGGAACAGAAAAAAACGUUUCUAACUUGACCUGCAUGAAAUACGUACUAUAGCCCUAAUACGCAAUACUUUUUGCAGGACCCAAGAAUCGGAAAUCGGAGGUGAGGACAAGAGUUGUGGUCAUCGGUGACAAAUAUACUUGACUUGUCUUUUCCUUAGUUUCAAUUCUCAAUCUGUACAGAAAUCGAGAAUGUUCGAUUUCUGUCGUUGAUUGGUACCAUAGUGUCGAAGACUGUAAUAGAGAAUGUCCAAACUGUUCCGAGCCGUGAUAAUGGGCCCUCCUGGCUCGGGGAAGGGGACCAUUUCUGAAAGAAUUGCGCAAAGAUUUGCCCUGACACAUCUGUCCAGUGGGGAUUUUCUUCGGGAGAAUAUAGCUGCGAAUACAGAGGCUGGUAUAUUGGCCAAGACCUACAUAGAUAGGGGUCUACUGGUGCCGGACCAUGUUAUGACACGGCUCUUACUGCCAAAGCUGGAGGAGAUGACUCGCCACAGCUGGCUGAUGGAUGGGUUUCCCCGUACCCUGGCCCAGGCCAAUGCCCUGAACAGUACCUGUGACCUGGAUCUGGUCAUUAGCCUCAACAUUCCCUUUGAGACCCUGAAGGAGAGGCUGAGUGAACGCUGGGUCCAUCCAGCCAGCGGCAGGGUCUACAACAUGGGCUUCAACCCCCCACGCAUACAGGGAAGGGAUGACAUCAGUGGGGAGCCACUGAUCCAGCGUGAGGAUGACCAACCAGAGGCUAUAGUGUCCAGACUGAGGCACUACAAGGACUUGGCUAAGCCUGUCAUAGACCUGUACAGGUCAAAGGGCAUCCUGCACAAGUUUUCUGGGACAGAGACAGACAGGAUUUGGCCAUACAUCAACUCUCUCCUCAGUACCAAGAUCCCCAGCAUAUCACAGACAGUAACUCAGCACGCCCCGCUGCCCUGAGCAGAGCGGAGAUGAAACAGCAGAAGCUCUGACCAUACACAGGGGCGUUAUUUUAUUAAAGACAUUGGUUGUGAAAAUGUCUGCAAGGCAAGGAGCCCCUAGCUUUGCAGUUAUCUAUGGACCAAAGCUUGUCUGCAAAUAAAUUCCUUUGCACAAAAUAAAACAAGGGUGUAUAGUUUCACCCCUCAAGGGCUGCAGUUGGUUUUCAUCGUCACCUUUUAACCAGAUAUUUUCACUUAAAUGAUUGUUACAUUCCAAAUACUGUAAAACUAGCUUUAAGGAUGGUCCUAUAACACAACUAUAAUGAAUUGGUCUAUAACCAAAAACAAUGACAGAAUUGUUUCUCUGAGUUUUAGUCCAGGCCUUAAUAUUUGUAAUGUUUGUUGAAAGAAAAUGUAGCUAAUGAAAGUGUUCAUCUCAAUCACUGUAUUAGAAAAUGGAUGUGUGGUCAGUGGUUGGACGCAGUUUCUGGGACAUUGUGUCUUGCGUCUCCUGUUACAUUUCAAUAACACAAUAUGCAAAAAACUGCUUUUGUAAAUGGUAGUUGCUUCGGUAUGUAUAUGAAAACCCAAUUGUGGUGAAUGAGUGGCUAGGAAGCUUCUCAUACGCUGUAUAUUACCCCACCAUAUUGUGUAAUACCAAACCCUGGUGGACAUUUUCCUGGACAUAGAUUUUACUUAAUGCUAUAUUGAAAGACUUCGUCAGUAAAAAAAUCCGGACUAGGCCUAAUGUGUUUUUUUGAAACUGGCCCUAAAUGUUUUCUUUUCAGAAAUCAUGUUGCUGUCCAAACUCUGCCGUAUUCCAAGAAAAAUAAAACAUAUUUUCCCAGAA